Messenger RNA from Patiria miniata (bat star), 3952 nucleotides. RefSeq lists its product as uncharacterized. Bases 130 to 3879 code for a protein of 1249 amino acids. The record is from RefSeq and is a predicted model, not a curated record. Lineage: Eukaryota; Metazoa; Echinodermata; Asteroidea; Valvatida; Asterinidae. The transcript has 12 exons.
AUCAGUUCAACCCUCAUCUUUUGGAUAGUAAGAUUCGAUGGUUUUUAAUUGCUCCAAUACCAAAACUACACUCGUACACCGCAUGCAUGAAACUCAUAUCAGUUGCUAGGAAAUUAUUUAAAGUUCGAAAUGACGAUAUGGAUACAGAGCAGAAUAACCCGGUGGCCGUUCAGAGUUUGCCUGGUUCUCUUUGCAGCUUCCUUCGCACAAUGCUCGUCAGCUGAUGACGAAUGGAAAUCCUGCAUAUACAAUGGCAAGGAAUCCUUCUUCAGACCGGAUGACGAAGCAUGUUGUCAGGGGAACAUCUUGCCAAGAGCUGAAAACCUGGAGGAGGCAUGCUGUAACGGACAGCUCUUUGACUCCACCACUGGCAAAUGUUGUGGGGACCACACUUGGAUCAACCAUGACACCCAGCUCUGUUGCGGACACGAAGUGCAUGCAAUCAGUGAGCAUGGAGAAUGCUGUAACCAUCAGUGGAUAGAAACAACCACUCAUACCUGCUGCGCUGGGCGCGUUGUAGAGGGCGUGGGAGAGUGCUGCGGGUACAGCGACGUCUACAAUGACAUGACGGAGCACUGCUGUCUGGGGCCUGGCUCCGCAGGCCACGUGGCCGCGGUCGGCAGGGAAGCUGUCGUCAGCGGUUUUCUGGAGUGUUGCGGCUUGGAGACCAUCGACACCAGGAACAAACUCUGCUGUCUAGAUAAUCCAACUGACCGGAAGUCUUCCUUCACCGAGUGUUGUGGAGCAGACACCUAUGACACCCGGACUCAGGUCUGCUGCGAGUCCGGCAUCGAGUAUCGCAUCAGCCCGCUGGUAGACGGCAAAGUCGAAUGCUGUGGACUGGUAACUUACAAUGAGGACACCGACCAGUGCUGUGAAUCGGUCAUCACUCCCAACAUAGGUGUCGGUAAGUGCUGUGGUGCUGAGGCCUACAACCCCCUGCGGUCCUCCUGCUGUGACUCCGUGUCGCUGUCUAUCCCCGAGAUACCAGGCGUUCAGGCUUGUUGCAGUGGAGUAUCCUACCUGAAAACCCAGCAAGUCUGCUGUGGGAAUGCUCUCCACGAUCUGGAACCAGGAAAGGAAUGCUGCGGCAACAGCCUGUACGACGUGACAAACCAACUAUGCUGCAAGGGCAACAUCAUGGAGAAAGCUGCUCCAACAUCUCAGUGUUGUGGGGGCAGCAACACGUUCGACCCUGAGCAACAAACAUGCUGCGGUUGGCAGGUUUCUGACUUCCCUUAUGGGUCCUGUUGUCGCAUCAGGAGAAACGCGUUUCAGGCCUAUCAGCCGGGAGAAAGCAAGUGCUGCAGCAGAAGUCCGCCUAACAAAUAUUUCCAUAAACGUUUUGCUCUCGGCAGAGUGCAAAGCAUUGAUGCAGAGUGCUGCGGCAUCCAUGCCUUGGCUGAUGGUCAGUUGUGUGAUCCGUGUUCCAAACGGCCCGUGGCCAAUGACUCCUUCACCGACGCCUGCUGUUCUGAGGGGAACAAAAACCCAAAGGCCUACAAUAAAGAAACACAUAUCUGCUAUGAAAAUGAGGUUUACGCCAAGAAACAGUUUCAACUGGGCAGAGCACCCUGUGGAGAUAAAGUCUACACCACAGACACUGAAAUAUGUUGCGAUGGAACCAUCCACCCAAAGAUGUAUCAAGCGAAAAAGCCUCAUCAGCAGAAGUGUUGCGGCACCGAGGCGUACGUCCCAGAUUGGCAUACAUGCGUGGGAAACAGCCAGAAAAAAAACAAAAACUUCCAGAGUUACAGACACCUCCAGGUUAACAAAAAGGUCCCGGAGCACUUUGCUGAGUAUUGCCAAGACAACGUGUUCAACAAUCAAACGGACGUCUGCGAUCGCAGCAAUUGGCACAUCCGGCCCAUUGAGGAAAUGGAGUUGGGCCUGAAGGCCUGCGACAGCUUCAAAGCUGAACGCGGUUACUACCCUUACGAUCCCGCGGAGCAGGAGUGCUGCGGGGGUGUCCUGAUUGGCCCCGGCGAGACCUGCUGUCUCGAAACCCUACGUUUCUCAACCCCAGGGACAGGCAUCGGAGAGGGAAGCUGUUGUGGCUCUGAGGGCUUCAACCCACACACCCACGUUUGCUGCGAUGAGGUGCUGCACCCGAUAACAGUACAAGGCCAAGAGUGUUGCGGACGUGAACUCUUUGAUCCAUCAAGCCCGGCGCCGAUGUGCUGCAACGACACCCUUCUAUCCACCACCGACAUGGCCGAUGGCAAGACAGUGUGCACCGAUGGCGUGGCCCAUCGACCCACGGACACCGUGUGCCAGGGCAGCGUCUACCCCGUGGAGAACGGUGAAUGUUGCGGGCCGGUCCUGAUGGACAGCAGCACGGAGAUUUGCUGCCAGGAAAAAUUUCUGUAUCCAAGGGCUACACAUGGGAAUACGUGCUGUGGACGGGUUGCCUACGACACCCUCGAUGAAUCGAAGAAGUGCUGCAUGGACUCCCUCUUCCACGAUGCGCAGAACUCGGUCUGCUGUCACAGCCGGAUCAUGGACCCAUCGACGGAAACCUGCAGGGCAGUCGGCGACGUCCACUACAGCUUCCCCAAGAACUUCUUCAGGCCUGAGGGGGAGAUCGUCCCUGGACACACUGUUUGUAACGGUCUUGAGUAUCCAUUCUCCGGCGAGUGCUGCGGGAACGAGAUCGUCGGGAGCAGCGAGGUGGGCGCGAUUUGCUGCGGGGGCAGGAAGCAGUUCCACGGGCAUGGGCAGCAGGCAAUGUGCUGCAGCGGGGAGGUGUUUGAUUCCGAGCGGUACACGUGCUGCGGGGAGAAGCCUUUGGAGAAGCACCACCACUGGAUGACUUGCUGCAAUGGAGAACCAAUGGGAAGACGGCAAUGCCGACCGAGGCGUCCACCGGGUGACAACCAGGCCUGCAAUCCCUCCAAGAUGAGUUGCUGCAAUGGCCAGAUCUACAAUGCCCCCAUGAAGUGCUGCAACAGCCAGAUCUACGAUCCAGAGCUGUACAACUGCUCAUCUGACAACGUCUUGCAACCCUUUUGCGGCGGUGCCGCAUACGACAACAGCACCCUCAUCUGUUGCUCGGGUGCGACCUACGAUGCAUCCUCCACGGGGUGCUGCAACGGGGAGCCCUACGUCCUCGGCAAACGCACCUGCUGCGCGGAGAAGCUGUACCGCGUCAAAAACGGAUCCUGCUGUGGCCUGCUGGGCGAUAAAGCCUACAAUCAGGACCGGUAUCUCUGCUGCGAUAACAGCCUCCGGAGAAAGAAGAAGGGACGCUCGCAGUGCUGUGGAAGCAGCGCCUACAACCCAGAGACGGACACCUGCUGCAACCAGAGCCUGACUCGAGGCACUCGGCGGGGGAGCUGCUGCGGCGACAGGGCGUUUGACCCCACCCAAAAGCUCUGCUGCCCAAAGACGGAGGCGUUGUCCAGGCGCAGGGAUGACUCAGAGGACAUCUCGGAGCAGUGUUGUGCACCAGGUUUUCAGUACAACAAAGAUGCAGGCGCCUGUCAACAACAAGAGUGUCGACUAUGCAAGAACCUCAGGUCGACCAAGGGCUGGCAGAGUCACACCAGCAAGCCCACCCUGAUCCGAGGGACAGCUUCCAAUCUGACCAGCACUCCCUCCCACCACGUCCUACACCUGACCGGGGUCAGCCACCUGAAUCACAACAAGCGCCAGUCCAGUCUGGACAGCCGCGAGCUGGAGGUGACCGUCCCGGGGCACUGCCAACGCUGCCCGGGUAAACUCCUUCUAGGCAAAGCCUACGUGGUCAUGAGUGACGCGGAGGUCGUCCUAGAGGGCGCGGACUCGGCAAGCCUCACACUCCGCACCACUGACUUCUUGGCCAGGGCUAGGGACAAGCUGGGAAUGAAGAUCAAGCAUCGGCUAUGCAGGAUGAGCUGAAUUCACUCCCCAAAUCCUCGUGUAUAUCUGUAAAUAAAUUGCUUAUAAUUAAGUUAUUUGUUAAGUUAUUUAU